CUACCACACAUAGUUUAGGUUAAAGGAAUUGAUCGUGGAGAUGGAGUGUUACGUUUGUGGACAGAGUGGGCAUAAGGCUCGUGAUUGCCCCAAUAGAAGCCAGCAGAAGCCUGGAGCUGGCAAGAAAUGCUAUGUCUGCGGAGGGUUUGGUCACGUUGCUCGUGAUUGCCCCAAUCAGAAUGGCGAGAAUACCGAGUCUGUCUGCUACAACUGCGGCAAGCCUGGUCACAUUGCUGCUGACUGCCCUGAGGAGAGAACCAGCCGUCCGACUGGAAGAGCGGCGAAGACGAUCAUUUGCCGUAACUGCAACAAGGAGGGUCACUUUGCUCGCGAUUGCCCGAAUGAGGUUGUUUGCCGUAACUGCCGCCAGCCUGGCCACAUUGCCCGCGACUGCACGAACCAGGCUGUCUGCAGAAACUGCAAUCAGCCUGGCCAUUUUGCUCGUGAUUGCCCGAAUGAGACGGUUUGCCACAAGUGCGGUCAGUCGGGUCACAAGGCUCGCGACUGUCCCAUGUAGAGAGCGAAAUCCAAGGGUAGGCUGAGUGUUACGGCUGUAGCAUACACAUUCUGUAG
Molecule: messenger RNA, 573 nt
Organism: Blastocystis hominis
Lineage: Eukaryota; Bigyra; Opalinata; Blastocystidae
Exons: 4
Coding region: 41-517 (158 amino acids)
Molecular function (GO): zinc ion binding; nucleic acid binding
Source: RefSeq, a predicted model, not a curated record